Molecule: messenger RNA, 1047 nt
Organism: Cladophialophora carrionii CBS 160.54
Lineage: Eukaryota; Fungi; Ascomycota; Eurotiomycetes; Chaetothyriales; Herpotrichiellaceae
Exons: 3
Coding region: 1-1047 (348 amino acids)
Biological process (GO): protein insertion into ER membrane
Cellular component (GO): cytosol; TRC complex
Molecular function (GO): protein binding
Source: RefSeq, a predicted model, not a curated record
AUGUCGGCCAAGAUAGCAAAGACCAUCGCGCGGCAAAAAGAGAAAAUCGCCGAGGGCAACUUCUACGAAGCACACCAGCAACUCCGGGUCAUUACCGCUCGCUACCUCAAAGCACAAGACUACCCCUCCUCCUGCGACGUGCUGUACAAUGGCGCCCUGUUGCUUCUUCGCGCUGGGCAGGGCGGGUCAGGCGGGGACCUUGCUGUCAUGCUCAUCAACGACGUCUACGUGAAGGGCGAAUAUCCAUGCAACGACGAGAACAAGAAAAGGGUGUUGGAGAUCUUCCAUGCCUUCCCCAGCGAGGAGCCGACGCGGAAGCGGUUCGUCGGCGACAUGGUGUCUUGGAGCGCGAAAUACGGAGACUUGGAGCGAGGAGACGCAGACGUCCAUCACGAGGUUGGGAAAGCGUUCGCCGAAGAAGGAGAAGCCUACGACGCCGAACGACAUCUCAUCAUCGGCACAUCAGCAUCGGCUCCCAUUCUCGCCUCGGUGCACUACAACUGGUAUAAGACCGACCAGCCGCACCUCGCGGCCAUCUACGCCUCUCGCUCGGUCCUCCCCUACUUGCUGGUCGGCAACCUCGCGUCUGCAAACCUCGCCCUCUCGACAUUCACAUCCCACCUGACCACGUCCAACCCGGCCCUGCUCGCCAUGUCGCAACCGCUCGAAUCGGCCAAAUCGGGUCUCUCACUACGCAUAUUCCCAUCAAUCCCUCUCCUCAACUUUCUCGCCCUCUUGCUCCUUGCGACCCAGAAGGCCGACUCGUCGCUCUUCAGGCAGCUGGCGAAAUACUACGCCCCUCAUCUCAAGGAAGUCGAAGGUCUGUGGAGCGAAGCCCUCGCCCACAUUGGAGAAAUCUGGUUCGGCAUUAAAAUCCCCAGACAGUCAGGUAACCCGUUGUUCGACAUGAUGGGGAGUAUGCUGUUCGGGGGAGGUGGUGGAGGCGGUGGUGCCAAACCAGGAGGGACGCCCAGGUCGGGAACGCCAGGGCCUGGCGGCGCAGCAAAGAAGGAGAUUGAGAAGCCGCCGGCCAUGGAUCUAGACUGA